Messenger RNA from Schistocerca gregaria, 1388 nucleotides. RefSeq lists its product as uncharacterized. The record is from RefSeq and is a predicted model, not a curated record. The transcript has 2 exons. The coding region runs from base 45 to 1388 and encodes 447 amino acids. NCBI's taxonomy places the organism in Eukaryota, Metazoa, Arthropoda, Insecta, Orthoptera, Acrididae.
GAAGAGAGACAAGUGGGAUAUCUCUGGACCCAUCACACGGCACCAUGCACCGCCUUCCCAGCUCGCUUUUAAUACCCAUCUUCCUGGUCCUGGCCGCGCACCCCUGCCUGUUGCCCGCCUCCAGCGCGAGACCCUUGAGCUGGGACCACCCCGUCUCUAAGAUUGCCUUUGGCAGCUGUAAUUCCGAAACACUCGAUCAACAAAUAUUCCAGUCGAUCGCAAAUGCCAAACCAGACCUCUUUAUAUGGCUGGGAGACGCUAUUUACGCCGACAGACCGAUUUGGACAACAUGGUGCUGCACACCGCGACUCGAAAUAAUGAAAAAAAAAUAUUCACUCCAGCGCGAAAGCCCGCCUUAUGCUAACUUGGCCAAAAACGUCCCCAUCGUCGGUGUCUGGGACGAUCACGACUACGGAGAAAACAACGCCGGCAAGUCAUUCGCGUACAAGUUGGAGAGCCAACAACUCUACCUGGAUUUCUUAGAAGAGCCGUCAGACAGUCCGCGUCGAAAAAACCCUGGUGUAUACACCUCCUAUGACCUUCCCGGCCCAGAUAGCGACGCAGAUAUUAAAAUUAUUCUGCUAGACGUCCGAUUCAACAAACCAGACCUUUUUGAAGGCGAAGACUUAUUAGGAGAAGAACAGUGGCGGUGGCUAGAACAAGAAUUGUCUCAAAGUCGCGCAAAAAUUCACAUCAUUGGAUCCGGUAUUCAAAUCUUACCUGACAACUUAAUUAUUCAGGAAUAUUGGAACACUUAUCCAUCAAGUAGGCGUAGGCUUUUCGAAUUGUUCAAGACAUAUAAAACGCCGAACGUUCUCUUAAUCUCUGGUGACGUUCAUCACGCAGAAAUACUAAAAAUUCCAAAUACAUGCACACACAUAGGCCAGGACGUGUACGAAUUCACUUCAAGCGGCCUGACACACACCUGUACCAACUUGCUCGGCCCUGCCUGCAAAUGGAUUUUGAAACACAUUCAACAAACGCCUUACCACAUCGAUAAUAGCCAUUAUGUCGAACUCAAUUGGGGAGAAAUUUAUAUCAACUGGGACAAAAAAAAUGUCACUCUCUAUAUACGUGACAUCUCAGGAGAUGCCGCAUACAACCUGACCUAUCCGUUGAAUCAGGAAGUACAGACCUCCCUCGUUCAUGAAUCAUCAUACGACCAAGAUAACUCUACUUUCUUCAUCUGUGAUCGACCAGCUAGAUUCUAUCACCAAAUACCACUCAAAUCUUGGCUCCAAAUGUUUAUUGUUUUGAUUCUUUUCAUCCUCCUAAUAGCUUUUUCUGUAUAUCUUCUCAUCAGAGAAAAACGAGCACACCCGCAUUCGAAAAACAGUUAUACUAAUCUUCCCUGUUCAACUGACUCAACUAAAAAAAAACAAACCUAA